Molecule: messenger RNA, 846 nt
Organism: Neltuma alba
Lineage: Eukaryota; Viridiplantae; Streptophyta; Magnoliopsida; Fabales; Fabaceae
Product: (-)-germacrene D synthase-like
Exons: 4
Coding region: 1-846 (281 amino acids)
Biological process (GO): terpenoid biosynthetic process
Molecular function (GO): terpene synthase activity; magnesium ion binding
Source: RefSeq, a predicted model, not a curated record
AUGUCUAUCGUUGCUGCUUCAACGACCCUUGUUCCUUCUACAUCAGCCCAUUUGCGUCGACAUCUUGCAGAUUAUCAUCCUACUCUUUGGAAGGAUUAUUUCCUUCAAUCUGCUUCCCAAUCUUUGGAAGUUGAUGAAGAAAUGGGGAAACAAGUUGAAACAGUGAAAGAAGAAGCGGGGAAGAUGCUCAUAUCUACAAGGAUGGAGAAGCCCUCAACCAAAAUAUGUUCAACAAAGUUCAAGGAUGAGCAAGGAAGCUUCAGUGAAAAGAUAGCAUCAGAUGUUGAAGGGAUGUUGAGUUUGUACGAAGCUGCGCAUCUCAGUGUUCAUGGAGAGGACAUUUUAGACGAAGCGCUUGCUUUUACUUUCAAUCGUCUUCAUCGCUCCAUCACCACCAUUGAAUCAAACCCUUUUCUCGCAGCAAAACUCCGCCAUAGCUUAAAGCAGUGUCCUUACAGCUGGGGAUUGCCAAGGCUAGAGGCACGAAAGUACAUUUCCAUAUACCACUUGAAUCCCUCCUGUAAUCAAGUUCUUCUGAAGCUGGCGAAAUUAGAUUUCGAUAUGUUCCAAAAACUGCAUCAGAAGGAGUUCGGCAAUCUCUGCAAGUGGUAUAACAAAUUGGAUGUGCAAAGAAAUCUUUCAUAUGCAAGAAACAGGAUCGUCGAACUAUGCUUUUGGAUUCUUACGGUUUAUUUUGAGCCUCAGUACUCUAAAGCUAGAAGCAUAAUGACCAAAGUGAUUGCCCUACUAUCCAUCAUUGAUGAUACAUUCGAUGCGUAUGGAACUAUCGAUGAACUAGAACUCCUCAACGAGGCAAUCCAGAGGUUUAUAUCAGUUCUGAUCUGA